CCGCAGACAUUAGCACCGUGCGGACUACCCUGUACAGCUCCAGCUCUGCCUGUCUGGCUGCUGUUUUUGCUGACUUGAGCAGCGAGGCUCGGUUUUGGUCAUUUGUUGCGAGUUGGCUGCUGCUAGCGUUAGCUCACACCACUGUAGACUUCCAGCUAGCACACACCAGCUACUCUUAGCUAGCUAACUGACCACCUCUGUUUCUGUCAGCACAACUCCUGCUGACAACUAUCUCCCCGUCGACUGGCAGACAAUCGGUCAUUUAUGUAGAUGGCGAGUAAAAUGCCAGCCCCAAAGAGAGGAUCAUCUCCUCAUGAUCCUCAGCCCAAGAUGAGGAAGUUGGAUGACGAUGGCGAUGCUCUGCAAUCCAAAACUGCACCAGCCACUAAUAAUAAGUCCCUUAAAACAGGAAAUAUGCGGGAAAAGACAGCAGCCCCACGGACUAAGAAAAAACUGUCUGCUUUAGUGGAAGGGGAAAAUAAACCAGCCAAGUCAUCCAAACAGAGUUCUCCUCCGAAGGAUCCCAGCAAAACCAGUUCGGACCCACCUGUCAAAAAAGCCAAGCUUCUGAAAGUCACAAGUGCCUCCUGCGGAGAAGCUCCCUCACAGAAAGCUAACCCCAGAGCUUCCCUGAAGCGAACAGCCUCCACAGAGUCCGAGGAUGAGUUGAGUAGUGAUGGUAGUAAGACUGACCUCUUUAGAGAGAGGGAUGAUGGCGACAAGGCCCGCUGCAUCCGUAAAUACUCAAAUCGAGUCAAAGCUAAGCGCAAGGCUGAAGAGCCCUCAUCUGACCCACAGGAGGCGAGCCAUGGGUCAACAUCUUUACCCCCAGACCCUGUUCAGAUGGACCACAAUUAUGGUAGAUUUUCAGAUUCAUCAAGUGUUCAGAGCCUGGGUGAGGCUACUCUGGAUGAUGACGAAGAAUCUGCGCAGUCAUCCGCCGGGCAAGAGAGACAAGAAACUUCACUUAAUGCAACACAAACAGAGUCUAAGGAUACUUUAGUCUCUAAAGAUGAAAGUAAACACGAGGACUUAAAAACAUUCGAAAGUCAAAAGCUCUUAGAUAAUGAAGCACUAGCAUCACGUCAAGAAAUAUUAGGCUCCGUCACUGCAACAGCUGCACAUACGCCUUGCAUCACAUCUGCGGCAGGUGGAAAAGAAAAGCAGGACGUUACAGAGUCCAUCAAAAGCCAAAAGGAUGUAGAUAAUGAAACAAUAGCAUUUUCAGUGGAAACACUAUAUUCUAGUUCUGGAGAGGCAAAUCCAGUCUGUAAAAUUGAAGCACAGGCCGACUCAGCUCAUAGUCAGGCAGAUGUGAGCAAUGAAAUUGAAAGAAAGGAGACCACAGAGUGUGUUUCAGGGGAGAUAACGCUGGAUAUAAAAUGUAAAAGUAUGGAAGAAGAGCAUAAAGAGGAGGGAGUGAUUGAAACAGCCAGUAUCUCUGCAGGACAUAGUGUUGAAGGUACAGAAGAUAAAGCAUUGUCAGAUGAAACAAACGCACCACCAGAAGAGAUCCGGGUAGGAAUUAGUAAUCCAGAAAAUCAGACCGAGGACAUUCUAACAACAUCAGAGUCUGUUGGCAAUCCAGAGACUCAAACAGAUCUCAGUUUCAAAAUUCAAGUUACUUUCAAAGAGGAAUCAAAAGCUGAACACCUGCGAGAUCAAGUGAGCCUCGAAGUGCCAGAUACAAUUACCAGCUCAUGUGACGGUGUGAAUAAAAUAGUCAGAAAGUCUGAAGAAAAGUUUGAAGAGAGGAGAGGAGUUGAGUUCUUUUCGACACAGAGUGUUGCUUGUCCUGGGUCUUUUGCUGAGCUACAUCUGAGCCAGGAGGUGAUGGACAAGACUACUGAGCCGCUUCAUGAGCAAAAUCAAAGAGAAGUGCUCGCCAAUUUUGUCACAGUCUCAGAGGGUCAGAUUGGGUCGCAGAGUGUCAUAACACCAGAGGAGAGGUCUGACUCAGCAGCUAAAGAGGAUGUAAAAAACCCGGGGAACCAUACAGUUAGUGACCAAACUACAGAAACACCUGUUGAAGUCGAAGAAAAUUCUACAAGUGUAAAAAAGGAAAAUGAGAUGGAUUUUGAAUGUGCUUCUGCACCAAAUAAUCCAAUCAAAAUGGAUAUAGAGGCUUCAGCAACUUUAGAGCAGGAUAUUUGUGAUCCAGCUGGAACAGUGGACUUACAAAACCAAGAGAGCCAGGAAGUCCAUGAAUGUGCUACAGACAUAUCUACAGAACUGAAUGAGGACCAGGAGGUGAGCUUUGAAAGUUCUGGUGGACCUGAGAGGCAGACUACAAUGACAUUAGAGAUUUCUAAUCCUGCACCUACCGUGGAAGUGCAAAGCCAAGAGAGCCCAGACAUCAGUGAACACACCACAGACAAAUUUGAUGAAGUACAGAAACAUUCAGUUGCAAAUAGUCAGAGCACCACAGAUGAAGGCGGGGUUGAUGCUGAAUGUGUUGUUGCUGCUGAGACUCAAAGGCUGACUAUGACGAAGUCAGAGGCGAUUUCUGUUAUAGCACCUCCAGUGGAGACGCAGGUCCAGGAGAGCCAAGGAAUCACUGAAUCUGCAACAGACAUAUCUGAUGAAGUACAGAAACAUCUAGUUACAAAUUGUCAGAGCACCACAGAUGAAGGCAGCGUUGAUGCUGAACGUGUUGCUGUUGCUGAGACUCAAAGGCUGACUAUGAUGAAGUCAGAGGAGAUUUCUGUUAGAGCACCUCCAGUGGAGACACAGGUCCAGGUGAGCCAAGGAGUCACUGAAUCUGCAACAGACAUAUCUGAUGAAGUACAGAAAUAUCCAGUUGCAAAUUGUCAGAGCACCACAGAUGAAGGCAGCGUUGAUGCUGAACGUGUUGCUGCUGCUGAGACUCAAAGGCUGACUAUGACGACGUCGGAGGAGAUUUCUGUUAUAGCACCUCCAGUGGAAACACAGGUCCAGGAGAGCCAAGGAAUCACUGAUUCUGCAACAGACAUAUCUGAAGAAGUCCAACAAGGUCUAAUGAUCCCAACUCUUGAGAGUAAUGGAAAUGAAAACAAGUUAAUUGACAGAGAAUGUGUCAGUGCAACUGAGAAUCAAAGAGAAGUGGAUUUUCAGACAACAGCAACACCAGAGGAGACCUGUGAUCCAACAACUACAGUGGAAACACAAAACCAGAGAGAUCAGGAGGUCAAUGAACUCACUGCAGACAUUGAAGUACAUAAAGAUGUUAUCACUGCCAAUAGCAAGAGUGAAGAAAUUGAGGACAUGGUUAUCACAGAAUAUGUGGAUGCUAGUGAGAAUCAAAGAGAAAUGGAUUUGCAGACAACAGCAACACCAGAGGAGACCUGUGAUCCAACAACUACAGUGGAAACACAAAACCAGAGAGAUCAGGAGGUCAAUGAACUCACUGCAGACAUUGAAGUACAUAAAGAUGUUAUCACUGCCAAUAGCAAGAGUGAAGAAAUUGAGGACAUGGUUAUCACAGAAUAUGUGGAUGCUAGUGAGAAUCAAAGAGAAAUGGAUUUGCAGACAACAGCAACACCAGAGGAGACCUGUGAUCCAACAACUACAGUGGAAACACAAAACCAGAGAGAUCAGGAGGUCAAUGAACUCACUGCAGACAUUGAAGUACAUAAAGAUGUUAUCACUGCCAAUAGCAAGAGUGAAGAAAUUGAGGACAUGGUUAUCACAGAAUAUGUGGAUGCUAGUGAGAAUCAAAGAGAAAUGGAUUUGCAGACAACAGCAACACCAGAGGAGACCUGUGAUCCAACAACUACAGUGGAAACACAAAACCAGAGAGAUCAGGAGGUCAAUGAACUCACUGCAGACAUUGAAGUACAUAAAGAUGUUAUCACUGCCAAUAGCAAGAGUGAAGAAAUUGAGGACAUGGUUAUCACAGAAUAUGUGGAUGCUAGUGAGAAUCAAAGAGAAAUGGAUUUGCAGACAACAGCAACACCAGAGGAGACCUGUGAUCCAACAACUACAGUGGAAACACAAAACCAGAGAGAUCAGGAGGUCAAUGAACUCACUGCAGACAUUGAAGUACAUAAAGAUGUUAUCACUGCCAAUAGCAAGAGUGAAGAAAUUGAGGACAUGGUUAUCACAGAAUAUGUGGAUGCUAGUGAGAAUCAAAGAGAAAUGGAUUUGCAGACAACAGCAACACCAGAGGAGACCUGUGAUCCAACAACUACAGUGGAAACACAAAACCAGAGAGAUCAGGAGGUCAAUGAACUCACUGCAGACAUUGAAGUACAUAAAGAUGUUAUCACUGCCAAUAGCAAGAGUGAAGAAAUUGAGGACAUGGUUAUCACAGAAUAUGUGGAUGCUAGUGAGAAUCAAAGAGAAAUGGAUUUGCAGACAACAGCAACACCAGAGGAGACCUGUGAUCCAACAACUACAGUGGAAACACAAAACCAGAGAGAUCAGGAGGUCAAUGAACUCACUGCAGACAUUGAAGUACAUAAAGAUGUUAUCACUGCCAAUAGCAAGAGUGAAGAAAUUGAGGACAUGGUUAUCACAGAAUAUGUGGAUGCUAGUGAGAAUCAAAGAGAAAUGGAUUUGCAGACAACAGCAACACCAGAGGAGACCUGUGAUCCAACAACUACAGUGGAAACACAAAACCAGAGAGAUCAGGAGGUCAAUGAACUCACUGCAGACAUUGAAGUACAUAAAGAUGUUAUCACUGCCAAUAGCAAGAGUGAAGAAAUUGAGGACAUGGUUAUCACAGAAUAUGUGGAUGCUAGUGAGAAUCAAAGAGAAAUGGAUUUGCAGACAACAGCAACACCAGAGGAGACCUGUGAUCCAACAACUACAGUGGAAACACAAAACCAGAGAGAUCAGGAGGUCAAUGAACUCACUGCAGACAUUGAAGUACAUAAAGAUGUUAUCACUGCCAAUAGCAAGAGUGAAGAAAACGAGGACAUGGUUAUCGCAGAAUAUGUGGAUGCUAGUGAGAAUCAAAGAGAAAUGGAUUUGCAGACAACAGCAACACCAGAGGAGAUUUCAGAUCCACCAACUGCAGUGGAAACACAAAGCCAAGGAAGCCAGGAGGUCGGUGAACUCAACACAGAAGUUCAAAACGAUCUAGUGACUGCAAGUUGUGUGAGUAAGGAGAACGAGGACAAGGUUACUGCCAAAUGUGCUGAUGUUCCAGAGGUUCGAAUAAAUAUGGAAACUGAAACUACGCCAGAGGAGAUUUCUAAUCCAGAACCUACAGCAGAGCAGCAAAACCAGGUGGUGGGGGAAGUUGAUGAACCAAUUAUGGCCUUAUCAAAUGAGAUUCACAAACCUCUUCCUAUGGCUAAUACUGAAAGUAAGGAUAAUGAAAACAUGCAGACAGAGCCUAGUGCGGAGGAUCACCUAGCAGAUAUGGAUGUUGUAAGUGAAUCAAUGGAAAGGGUAGAUUCUGUGAUAGCAGAGGAAACCUCGAGGCAAGUGAUUAAUGAGGUUAAAGAAGAGGCUGCAAUCAUUUCUUCUGAUAAGGCUGACAAAACAGUCAGUAAUAUUGAUGGACACGGAGAAGGAACUGGAAGCAAUGAAGUAAUAGUUUUUGUUUGUGGCCAACCAGAUGACCUAGAUAUUGUAAUUCAGGCAUCAGAAGAACAGAUCAACACGGUUAUUCAGUCAGAGGUCGAGAUUCAUGAAAACCAGGUUGUGUAUGAGCCCAUUAGUAGUCCAGAGAGCAAUGACGACAGAGAAAUUUCUGCAGCAGCAGAGAAUCACAACGGUGUGUCUUUACUGGACAUAGAGAGCACAGAGACCCAGCAGAUGGCAGGAGACUCAAACACUAAUGAUGAAAAGAGUGAAAUUUUUAACCAACGACUGGAAAAUGAGGAAAGCAUCAAGCAACAAAUUUGUGCCUCAGAUAACCAGGAAGUUGAAACAAUCAGUGUGCCAGAAACUAGUGUCUCUGCACAGUUGGAGCGCAGUAACAUGAGUGUGGAUGUGAGACAAGUUGCAGUGAUCAGCUCUAGCGAUGACAUCGGCAUGCCAGAUGGCCAGUCAGAAGAUGCCACAGAGAAAAGUGAAAGUAAUGGGUAUCCAGACUGCAUCAGUGCCGUGGAGUUUUCGGAACAGGUGCAGGAGGACGCCGGAGUUCAGGAGGUUGCAGACGUUGUGGUGACGACGACUACAGCCCACACUGAAGUUGAAAUACCAGAUAGUACAUCUCAGGAGUUUGUGAUCUUGGAACCAGUCCCCCACAGUGAAUUUCACUUUGAUAUCGUCACUCAAGCAGCCGCCGAAUCGGGGUUGUCGGUCUCGCUUUCGGAGCACGUGAAUCCCGACAGCGCUUUGGUAGGUGAGCUUGAACAUGACAGGAUUUUAAAUGGUUCCCAACAAACUGUUUUCCCUGAGGCAGAAGUGCAGCUAUGUCAAACAACUGGCGAGGACAAAGACGCUACAGUGACCAAUUCAAGUGAGGUAUUACAUCUGGAGGCCAGACUUGGGACAGGAAUUUCAACUGAGGAAGGCGUUGAAGAUACUCAAAAUGUUGUUCCUUGCCAGCAAGCAUCAGCUGACAUGAUGGACAUUAAUACCUCAGAGACUGAGGUUGCAGACUCUCAUGCUCAAGUCACAAAUGAAGACUGUGAUGCACUGGUGAUAGAGAAUGCUGAGGGUAACUUGGACCUACAAGAAGUGCAAAUUCUAGAGGAUAUAGAGAUCGGUCGUGAGAUUGUAGUAGCAGAGGAAGAGAACGAGGAAGAUGGUGACAUUACCAUAAUAGGAAAACCCCAGGAAACACCUGAGGCAGUGCCUCCUGAAAAGUCUGAGGAAAAGGUUAAUUAUGUAAAUAAAGAUGACACUUGUGGGACCAGCUUGAAGCAAAGCAGCGCAACUGAAACGACUGGAGAUGAUAAAAAGGAACAGGAGGCGGGAAAACCCAAGAAACAAGAAAUGAACACCCAGGCCAGAACCAAAGCCCGUCUGGCAGCUUUGGCUGAGCAAAAGGCGGCAGCAGCUAAGAGAACGGCGAACAGACAGCAGCUAAACCUCUUAGCCCUCUGUCAGGAAAUUGCAGAGGACAUCGCUACAGACAGCAUGCUGUUGAAGAGGAUAGAGGAAGAAAAACAAGCAGCAGCAGCUGUGGCGGCGGCAGCGGCAGCAGCGGCAGCCAAGGAUGAAGCCAGCAAGAAAGAAAAUCCACCUGUUGACACGCAGGAUGCAGACACUGUUAAUGUUGCGACUCCUGCUGGACCAGAAGGGUGCUCUGCUUUGGCGACCCCUGCUGAAGAGGCAUCUGCUGCCCAGCCCUCGACAACUGCUUCAGCUGAGGCAAAGCCUGCUGCAGAGCCCCAGAAGAGGCGUUUCUUCAUCACGCAGGUUUCAGUGCCACUGAAAGCCCACGAGAAAAAGAAGCUAACAAGAUAUCAAAGACUAAGACAGGUUGAACUGCAGAGAGAGAAAAUGUCUUGGGCACGUGUAAAGAAACUCAAGUCUGACCAGGCAAAUCAGAUGUUUUCUGACAUAGAUUGGCAAGUACCCCUGUCUGUAUCCUCUCCAUUUUCAGUGAGUCCUGUGACCACAGCUCCUCCACCUGCAGCCAGUCCACCUAAAACACCCCUUCCAAGUCCUGCCUCAACUAGCAAGCCUGCAACACCCAAAGCAGAAGUUCCCAAGAUUGACACUCCGACAGCCGAACCCCCUCAGACUGAACCCGCUAAAAAAGAAACCUCCAAAACUGAACCCAGCACACCUGAACCUGCCAAAACUGAAGCCUCACAAACUGUGCCUCCUCGUACUGAAACCCGUAAGUCUACAAGGCUAAGUAAGGCUCAGACACCCAAAGCAACACCUACUCCAGGGCCCGCCCCAAAAGUGACCAGAUCAGCAGCCAAGAGGACCCUCCCGGCAGUGCCCCCUCCCAUGCCCAACGGACUCAAUGCUCAGAAACCAAAGCCUGUCGAGUACAAGCCAUACAGACCGAGGCCCAAGUAUUCCUUUGAUGACUUUGAACUAGAUGAUGACCCAUUACCAGUAGCUCCAACAAAGCCUGGCCUUCAGUCAAGGCCCACACAGCCAACACGACCUAAUGUCCAGUCAAACCCCACAGCUCAAUCUAAGCCUACAGUUCAGUCAAAACUCCCAAUUUCAUCACAAAUGGCGAACCAGGGCAAACCCAAAGCUCAGACCGCACCUGGUGGACAGAUCUCAGGUCAGUCAAAGCCCACUGUUGCAACAACACCCCAGUCAAAGGCCGCAGUGACUGGCACAGCUUCUCCAAAAGCUCUUCCUUCUGCUCAAGCUCAGUCAAAGUCUCCCGUUUUGACCACACCUCAGUCAAAAGCUGUUUCAGCUCCCGGUCAGUCCAAGCCUGCAGCGUGUGCUUCUCCUCAGUUAAAGCCUACUGGUAGUGGAAGUACAGCUCAGCUCAAGCAGUCGGCUUCAAAAGCAUCUCAGCCAGCCAGUUCAACCACAUCUGAGACAAAGCCUGCUGCACCCAUUGCUGAAGUCAGUUCAGUGUCUCAGAAAACCCACCAAAAUCCACCGUCAUCAGAAGAUAGCAAGUGCAGGGUUACAGCUGACCCACUUUCAUCAGCUCCCACCACCUCCCUUCCCUCUGAAGAGAGCUCGACAGUGUCUGAUGGCACACAGCCUUGUGAAGAAAAGCCUGCACCCACUUGUGUCGAUCCCUCUUCAGAGAAUAAGACAGAAACCAAUAAGGCAGCCGAGAAGACAUCAGAAAAAACUUGUCAAGACACUGCAGAAAAGUCACAAGAUGGCGGGACUCCUCUCUCUGAUGCUUGUCUGCAAAAAGAGGUCAAGAAACUAAAGGAGGCUGACAAAGAUGGCACCCAAACCAUUAUUGAUGCAGGACAGAAGCAUUUUGGUGCUGUGGCCUGCAGCGUGUGUGGGAUGCUCUACUCCGCUGCCAAUCCUGAAGAUGAAUCUCAACAUUUACUCUUCCACAACCAGUUCAUCAGCGCUGUCAAAUAUGUGGGAUGGAAAAAAGAGAGGAUUCUGGGAGAGUAUCCUGAUGGCAAGAUCAUACUUGUGCUGCCAGAUGACCCCAAAUAUGCUCUGAAGAAGGUUGAGGAGAUCAGAGAGAUGGUGGACAAUGACCUCGGCUUCCAGCAGGUGGAGACCAAGUGUCCCUCUCAGACCAAGACCUUCCUCUUCAUCUCCAAUGACAAGAAAGUGGGUGGAUGCCUUAUUGCAGAGCACAUACAAGAGGGGUACAGGGUGAUUGAGGAGCCCGUGCCGGAGGGUUCGGAGGGAGAGAAGGUGAUGUUUGAACGUCAGAGAGCUUGGUGCUGCUCCACGACGCCAGAGCCGGCCAUCUGUGGCAUCAGUCGCAUCUGGGUCGUCGGCAUGAUGAGACGCCAGGGCAUCGCCUCACGCUUGCUCGAGUGCCUCAGGAACAACUUUGUAUACGGUUCAUACCUGAGCAAAGAUGAGAUCGCCUUUUCCGACCCUACCCCCGAUGGAAAACUCUUUGCCACACAUUAUUUUGGCACUUCUCAGUUUUUGGUUUAUAACUUUGUGAGUGGAACACGCUCGUCCCGGCCCAAAACUGACGCAGUAUGAGGAUCUUCAGGAAGUUUAACAGUGGAUUUAACUUAGACGCUCACUGACCAGCGGGAGGCAACAACACUAAACGGUGUCUGACGCAGUGUUCGCAUAACGAUUCAAAAAAACAAAAACUUUAAAUUACUCCUUGGAGAGGAUACACAUUGGUUUAAAUCUCAGGAUGAAAACAGCAAAAUGUUGUUAAAAAAUUUUAUUAAUUUACCCUUUAAACCCUCCCCGAAUAGUAUUUUGGAAAAAAAAAAAAGAGUAUUUUCUUUAUAAUUUUUUAAGUAAACAAUUGGUUUUGUUAGAAGAAUCGAGUUCACAUGCAUGACCUGACAGCAAUAGAAAACAAAGAGCAUUUCAUUGUUUUUCUUUUAGUCCCUGAGAAGCAUAAGGUCGACUGACUCCAUAAAAUAAAACGCUUAUUUUAGAGUUUUGUCCUCAUUCUGUUUUAAUGUUUUUGUUAAUAACAUGAUGAUUUUUUCAUGUUCAUCUUUUUGCGGUUGACAGCGAUGCUGUCAUCGUCUGAAGUUGCCUUUAAGCAACAUUAAUAAAGUGACAGCUGCACGACUUGUAGUGAUCGGUAAAGGUUGAAGUUCAGUCCCCUUGAUUUCACUGUCGUGUUUUGUGGUAACAUUUCAAACCAGGUGAUUUAAUCUGAUGGACUCAUUUCAUGAAUCUGGUUGAAGGGACGUGGGUUAGAAAUGUAGCUCGGGCAUUCAUUGUGUGCUCUAAUUUUCUUAGAUCACCUUGCCUGAAACGUUUAGUUUUCCAAGUCUGAGCCAUAUACUGUACACCAUUUAGCAGGGCAUUGUAGCCUAUACUGUAUGAGUGAUGUCUAUUAAUUUCACUAAGGCUGUCUAUUGCUUUGUUUGUGCCUGAAUGAAUAAUGUGUGACUUAAGAUGUUGAUUUGUUUUUUUUGUUUUUCUUAGCCAUACAUUAUGGCUUUUUAUUCAGUUAGUGUAGAGCAUCAUCUUCCUAUUCCUUAGUUACAACAAAUUAAAAUGUAUAUCCAACGAUCACGUAGAUUUAUGCAUACUAUAACAAUUUAUAAUGAAAGAUGAGCAAGGUCUUAAGGCUUAGGUGUUAACUGGUAUUUGAGUGAUGGUAAAUGUCAUCUGGGUUCAGCCUUGAUGAAUCCAAACAGGACUAUUUGUUCAGUGAUAAACACGAGGGUUGGAGCUGAAUCUCUGCCUCUCUCAACACAGAUUUACAGUAUCAUUGUAAUCCAUCCCUUAUUUUCUUCUUCCUUCUUGUUCAACAGUUGCUUUUAGAAAGAUGUGUCGUGUAAGAAAAAGAACUUUGAUUUAUACGAAGCUGUUAUGUAAAUAUUUAUUUAAAUAAUAAACAAUGUAAAACAUU
Molecule: messenger RNA, 10852 nt
Organism: Micropterus dolomieu (smallmouth bass)
Lineage: Eukaryota; Metazoa; Chordata; Actinopteri; Centrarchiformes; Centrarchidae
Product: mucin-17-like
Exons: 11
Coding region: 271-9504 (3077 amino acids)
Biological process (GO): mitotic sister chromatid cohesion
Cellular component (GO): nucleus; chromatin
Molecular function (GO): protein-lysine-acetyltransferase activity
Source: RefSeq, a predicted model, not a curated record